AUGGACAAACAUGAUGAUGCUGACGCAACUAUUAUCCGGGGAAUAAGAAAGGAGAAGGUGUCAAAAACGUGUAUUAAAGAAGGCAGUCAAAAAGUAGAAAGAAUUCACAAGCAACCCGAGCCAGUUGACUGUCUUGCGUUUUAUCGACAAGGCUAUACCGAGGACGGUGUGUACGUGAUAAAACCAACUGGAAGUACUGCUACUGAUGUGUGGUGUGAUAUGACCAAUGGUGGAUGGACGGUUAUACAACGCCGACAAGACGGAUCAGAAGAUUUCUACAGAAACUGGGAAGACUACAAGAAUGGAUUUGGGAACAGGAGUAGCGAGUAUUGGCUCGGACUUGAACAUAUAUACUAUUUGACGAUAAACAACAGUUCACUCCAGGUAUGCUUGGAAACGUUUGAAAUUGACAAUGUUGAUCCAGUUUCUGCUUAUGCUGAGUAUUCCACCUUCAGAAUUAAUCAUGAGAGUGAUAAAUACAGAUUGUCGGUUGGAGGAUAUGGCGGUUCGUGUGGCGAUUCCAUGUCGUUUCAUAACAAUAGUCAAUUCACAACAAAAGACAGUGAUAAUGACCAACGCGGCGAGGAAUUGUGCAGUGCAGUUUAG
Molecule: messenger RNA, 606 nt
Organism: Ruditapes philippinarum (Manila clam)
Lineage: Eukaryota; Metazoa; Mollusca; Bivalvia; Venerida; Veneridae
Product: angiopoietin-related protein 1-like
Exons: 2
Coding region: 1-606 (201 amino acids)
Source: RefSeq, a predicted model, not a curated record